Messenger RNA from Moneuplotes crassus, 2179 nucleotides. NCBI's taxonomy places the organism in Eukaryota, Ciliophora, Spirotrichea, Euplotida, Euplotidae. The record is from the annotation of a GenBank genome assembly.
AUUUUACGCACAUGGAUAACCCAAAAGAGGCGAGGAAAAGAAAUACAUUACAAAACUCUAUUAUGAUACCUCACAGUCUUGUUGCUGAGGAAAAUCCCAAUAGCGAAAAUAGCUUACAGGAGCAUUUACGUAAACACGUAAAAAAGCCAGGUACAACAAAUUCAAACUACGUCCAUCUUGAUCCUUCAUCUGACUCCAAAUAAACUAAGCGCCAAUAGAUCCGAAGCAAUGGAAGAAACCGAUAACCAUAAUCCGACUCUUUCUGAAAAUUUUGUGAAAUGUGAACAGAGCUUACUACUUACCCUUUUUAAAGGACUUAGUGAAGCACUCAUUUUGGUCCUGCUGGUCCUCUACUUUUUGAUAUUACAUAGAUAUAUCUUAAUACCUUCUCUUUGCUGUGAGUUUAUUCUUCUCUUAAUGAUUAUGAUCCCACAAUGAGGAGCCAAUGGGCUGAAGAAGUUUUUUGAGAAUAUCACUGUUGUGCUUCAGUGCUCAGUUCUAGUGUUGACUAUUUUAUUUGAUAUUUAUGAAUGCUCACAGGAAUCUGAUGAUAGGAUCGGAAUAUUAGUUGGCUUCGGUAGGGUCUCUAGACUGAUCUUAUUCUACCUCCUAGCAAACGACUUCGAGCAAACCUUAAUUGAGAAAUGAAUUAACGGUAGGAUCAAAGGCAGAAAAUCAGAAAUAUCUGCUAUCGAGAUGCACUCUAAUAUAGACACAUUGCUGAAAGAGCUAUACAAGAGGUGCAACCCAAAAGAUAAGCUCAUGAAAGCUGGCCUCAUGAGAAGCAUCUCUCUUUCCAGAAGGAAUAGGAACAAACAGAUGGCGAGGAACAGGCUUAAUGAUAACUUCUUGCAACUUGACAAAAUGGAAGUUGAUCCAAUGGAGAUUAAAGAACUGAAAAUGAAGGAGGUUAAUAAAAAUAUCGACUCUAUUGAUUCUAAAGACGAGAAAUACUUCAGAGAAGGGUUUGAUUUCAUAACUAUGGAGAAUCAAUAUACACUCAAGAUGGUCUUAGAAUCUUCUCAAGACUUAGAAUUUGAUGUCUUUGAUCUCCAAACUAAAUCUGGUGAGAAUGAAAUGUACAUCUUUGGAAUGCAUAUAAUGUCUAAGGAUCGUUACGCUAGUGAUUUUAAGAUUGGUACCAGAAAGCUUCAAAACUUUUUGUAUGCUCUCCAGAAUAGUUAUAAUCCAAUUGCUUAUCAUAACAAGACUCAUGCUACUGAUCUGUCUCAAACCUGUUAUUAUUACAUGCAAACAUGUAAUCUGAAUAAUAUCUGUAAGCUUUCUAAGGUUGAGCAGUUAUCUAUGAUUUUGGCUGGAUUCAUGCAUGAUACAGACCAUCCUGGGUACAAUAAUGUUUACAUGGUGAACACCUCAGCCCCACUUGCUAUAAGAUAUAAUGACAAGGCAGUCUUGGAGAAUUAUCAUGCUGCUAUGGGGUUUAAAAUCCUCAAAGGAAAUAGACAAUGAAACAUUUUUGAAAACAUUAGUAAAGAGAAAUACAAAGAAUUCAGGAAGUUAAUCGUAGAUUUUAUCCUUUCCACAGAUAUGACCAGACAUUUUCCCGAUAUGAGUCAGAUGGGAAAUAGAACCUCAGAGAACGAUUUUGAUGCUUCUGAUAAGGACAAGAAGUUGACACUUGAAUUCUUGUUCCAUAUGGCUGAUAUUAGUAAUCCAACUAAGCCUUGGUCGAUUUGAAAGAAAUGGACUGACUUGCUUUUCAUCGAAUUUUUCAACCAAGGGGACAAGGAAAGAGAACUCGGCAUGGAAAUAUCUUUCCUUAUGGAUAGGACAACUACAAAUGUUGCAAAAGCUCAGGAUGGGUUUAUCAAAAACUUGAUAAAACCUGCGUUUUUGAUUCUUGAGAAGGUCUUACCUCACUUAUCUCAAAAUUUAAAAUACAUGGAUGAAAAUAUAGAUAAAUGGGCAAAGAAAGUUGUGCAAUAUUCCGUCAACACCCACUCCCAUAUGGAAACAAGAAAAUCAAAAUUACAUAAAGAAGAAGAUGAAAAAUCGGACAUUAGUGAAGACUCUUUCAUGCCAAAUGAAUUUUCUCCCGGACUUGAAUCAAAGUUAUAUUCUGAAAAAGGGAUAGGACUUCCUCAAAAGCCAGGUAUGCUCCCUCCAAUACAUUCCAAGCAGUCAAGUGAUCUUUUCAGCAUGAAUCCGUAGUUACAUA